GCCGCGAUCAUCAGAGCGCCGCCGUGCCACCGUCUCGUCGCUUGCGGGAAGCGAUGAGUCUCCGCUGCCGUGGUCAGUGACGAACGCUGCGAGCUUCGGGGUGCAACCGCUUCAGCCAUGCACUAGCGGGCCUACGGUAGAUCGGCAAACCUUUUGUUAUUUUUUAAUUCAAAAUUUAGCUUUAGCCCCGCUCCCCCGUGCGCCCCGUAGCCGUUUUGGUGGAAGUGUUCCAAGCCCCGUAAACCAACCCAAGCCUAGCGCGGCCGACUCCCCGCUUCGCAGGAUGGUGCCUUCACGGACGGCGUCUAAAUUAUUCGGUGUUUCGUUUGUGAGUCGCAAGAUCUCCUCGUCGUGCAGUGACGCUCCUGUGUACAGAAUGGAUAACAGCAGCUUACGAGCCACCAGCCUCCUAAGGAUUUUCGCCUGCGUCCUUUUGCUACUGGCACACAGCCUUCCUGUAGAAAGUAAAUGUGCAUUCCGGGGGAAGUGUGGUAUACACGAGGACACAGAGAAAGAUGUCCCUUGCGUGUACAGUGGCGAAGGGCAGCCCCUGGAUAAAGAGGGCCUAGACAUCAUCAAGGAAAUAUGCCCCCAUCUACUACAAGGUGAUCAACCAAAGUUCUGCUGUGAUCUGAACCAACUAGAAAAAAUGAAUGAAGAGCUCAAACAACCCAUCAGCUUAGGCAUGGGGAAGUGCCCCACUUGCUACAGCAAUUUUGUGCGGAUAUUCUGCGGCUUCUGUGACCCGAACCAGGGUGACUUCAUCGCUGUCAACACAUCUGAGCCUAGCGAAGAAGUUGAAGGCCAGUUCAAGGCCACUGUGGUCGACUAUGCCAUUAGUGAAGAAUUCAUUCACGGUGCAUUCAACUCGUGCGCCAACGUCAUGUCAGUGAUAUCAGGCACGACAGUGAUGCAGCUCAUGUGUGGAGCCCAUGGUAGUGACUGUAAACCCCAGUACUGGGUCGACUUUUUGGGUUCCACGCCGGAGGAAGGCGACGGGUUUUCACCUUUCAAGUUCAACUACAUCGUCACCUCGAAAGAAAGUGUUGUGAGCAGUGGGGCCACGCUGAAGCCAUACAACCCAACCUUCCACAAGUGUUCCGAUCCGUUCGGUCCCAGCCAGCAGAAGUGCAGCUGCAGCGAUUGCCCGGAGGUUUGCAUUCCGCAAGAACCGCCGCUGUUACCGCCCUCACCAGAGCCAUUCACCAUGGGCCGCUAUGAUGGCAUGCUGGUUGUGUCCAUGUUGCUGUUUGUGCUCCUGAGCACAGCCGUCCUGAGCACAUUCUUCCUCAAAAGUCACAAGAGGAAAACAUCAUUCCAAGUGUCGAACUCGUCGGAGUCCAGUGUGUCGGACACGAGCAGCAACAGCAAUGACACGAUCAGGACCCCCCUGCACCGGCCCUCAAAGCCGGCGCGCUCAAUUUUGUUGGCAGCCGUGGAUCUUGGCUCCCUUGAGGAGGUGGAACCUCUGAGAUCAAAGCGCUCAAUGAGUGGUCAAAGCUUUCCCUACUCCCCGAGCAACUCUCCUCCGGGCUCACCCAUCGCCCUGCGCCCUUCGCCGCUUUCCGGCGAUGCCGCGGAUGGCGGCAUCAUCAAUGGAGUCGUUAACGGGCUUGGCAACGGCGUGGCCAACGGUGAUGCUGCAGUGUCCAAGGUGGUCGCUGGCGGCACUGGCGAGGAACCCCACGUGCGGACGCUCUCCUCAUUCGGGGCGAUGAUGGAGCAGCUGCUGCAGGCGGGCUUCCACCGCUGGGGCCUCUUCGUGGCGCGCAACCCCUUCCUGGUGCUGGUCGCCGCCCUGGCGGUCAGCGUGCUCCUUUCGUUGGGUCUUCUCAAGUUCACUGUGACUACCAACCCGGUUGACCUCUGGGUGUCCCACAGUAGUCUGGCCCGCAAGCACAUGAACUACUUCAACAGCCACUUUGGUCCUUUCUACCGUGUGGAGCAAAUCAUCCUGCGUCCAAAAGCCCAAGACUUCUUUGUUGUGGAGAAGAAUGAGAAAAACACAACAUACGGGCCGGCCUUUGAAAAGAACUUCAUGAUGGAGGCUCUGAAGCUGCAGUUGGCUGUCGAGUCGGUGAUCGGAAAGCUGACCCCCGACGGUAUGCUUCUGCACGAGGGCGAGGAGGAGAAAUACAGGCCGGAGGAUCUGAAGAACGUGACCAUCUAUGAUGUCUGUAUAUCUCCACUGGCACCGCUGAACAGGAACUGUUCGGUGCAGAGUGUGUUCGCUUACUUCCAAGACAGCAUUCACAAGCUGAACAUGACAGAUGGCAUAGAUCCGUUCUCCUACCUUCACCACUUCGACAACUGCAGCAAAAAUGUUGCAAACGUGGGCUGCUUUGCAAAAUACGGUGGACCAAUCGACGACAUCUCUCUGGUGUUGGGUGGAUUCAAUGGCACCGACUUCCAUCUGGCCACUGCUUUGGUGAUCACCAUCCCUGUGACCAACUACAACGACGACGUGAAGAAGUACCCAGCGCUUGCCUGGGAGAAGGAGUUCAUCAAGCUUAUGAAGCGCUACAAUGACUCGGAACUGAUGACUGUUGCCUUCAUGGCUGAGCGAUCCAUCGAAGAUGAACUAGAAAGGGGCAGUCAUUCGGACGUCGUCACAGUUGGGAUCAGCUAUAUCAUCAUGUUUGCGUACAUCGCAAUUGCACUGGGUGACAUCAACAGUUGCAGUAGACUUUUGAUUGACUCAAAGAUUUCCCUCGGCCUGGUGGGUGUGCUCAUCGUGCUGCUCUCGGUGGUGGCCGCACUUGGCAUCUUCAGCUUUUUCAACGUUGCUGCAACGCUCAUCAUUGUCGAAGUGAUUCCCUUCCUCGUGCUUGCUGUCGGUGUUGACAACAUCUUCAUCCUGGUGCAGCAGUUUCAGCGUGAUGAACGUCGCGAAGGAGAGACAACGGUGGAGCAAGUUGGCCGUCUGGUUGGAGAGGUGGCACCCAGCAUGAUGCUGUCCAGCGUCUCCAUGUCGGCCUGCUUCUUCAUCGGUGCCUUGACAGAAACUCCCGCAGUGCGGAUCUUUGCACUCUAUGCUGGUGUCGCGCUGCUUAUCAAUUUCUUUUUGCAAAUGACCUGCUUCCUUGCCUUGUUUACUAUGGACACACUUCGUCAAGAGAGCAACCGCCUAGAUCUCUGCUUCUGUAUAAAGGCAUCAAAGAAGAGCAAGCCCUCUGAAAACACUAGUCUGCUUUACAAGUUCUUCAAGACAGUCUAUGCACCUUUCCUGCUCAGCGACUCUGUACGAGUUGUUGUGAUGGUGGCCUUUAUUGGAUGGCUGUGCUCCUCCAUUGCUGUCAUAGGCAAGAUUGAGAUUGGCCUUGACCAGGAGCUUGCUAUGCCUCAGGAUUCCUACCUGCAGCAAUACUUCGACUAUCUCAAGAAGUAUCUUAAAGUUGGGCCUCCCGUGUACUUCAUGGUCACCGAGGGCUACGACUACUCGGACGUCAAGAAACAGGCCAGGCUGUGCAUCAAUGAACAAGUCUGCGACCAGGACUCCGUCGGAGCUAAGCUCAAGCAGCUGACUUUUCUAAGCAACAGGACGUAUGUGACGAGACUGCGGUCAUACUGGCUGGACCAGUACAUCCUUUACAUGCGGUCCUCGGAUUGCUGCUUUGAAACCAUCAAAAAUCACGAUUUUUGCUACUCCGACUACGGCACUGGAAACGGAACGUGCCAAUCCUGUAGCGUGCCGAGAUCUGAACCUUUUGCAGGGGAACAAUUUAGGCACCGCCUUUCCUGGUUCCUGAACGACGUGCCUAGCCCUAAGUGCUCUUCAGCUGGUCGUGCCGAGCACGGACAUUCGAUCAACCAUGAAAAUGGGACCAUUACUGCCGCCUACUAUUCAGCCUAUCACCCUGUGCUGAAGACGUCGAAGGAUUUCUACACGGCCCUAGAGUGGGCUCGGCUAAUAUCCCACAACUUGACACGCAUGGUUCAAGAAGUCCAGCCUGAGUCUAAGGUGAUCCCAUACAGCCUGGUGCACGUGUUCUACGAGCAGUACCUGACCAUGUGGCCAGACACGUUCAAGAGCCUGGCAUUCUCGCUGGGCGCCAUCUUUGUUGUCACCUUUGUGCUGCUGGGGCUGGACUUCAUGUCUGCGCUGGUUGUCACCUUCACCAUCGUCAUGAUCAUUGUCAACCUGAUGGGCCUUAUGUACUGGUGGGACAUCUCCCUCAACGCUGUGUCCCUCGUCAACCUGGUGGUGGGCGUGGGCAUCUCCGUCGAGUUUUGCUCCCACCUGGUGCGGGUGUUUGCCUUCAGCGGUGCUCCUACUAGGGUCAAGCGAGCCCAGGAUGCUCUCACCAAGAUGGGAAGCUCGAUUCUGUCAGGCAUCACGCUGACAGACUGCGGGAUCCUGGUGCUGGCGUUUGCCAAGUCGCAGAUCUUCCAGGUGUUCUACUUCCGCAUGUACCUGGGGAUCAUCGCUUUUGGCACGCUGCACAGCCUCAUCUUCCUGCCUGUGUUCCUCAGCAUCCUAGGUCCUCCAGUGAACAAGGACAAGUUAAUAGAACACAUUCAGCUCCACGAGAUGGCGACGGUGAUUCCCACCCCAAUAACGAGGCCCAAGAGCGACAAAUAUACUCCAAAGGAUGUGAGCGCAUAAGGAAGCUCUAGCUACAUAUUUAAAAUUGUGCAGACCUGCAUCGCAAGGAGAGAGGGGGGGGAAGGAGACGACUGCCAGCAGCAGCCCUAACCAUCCAGUGGCCAACCACUCUCGGCCGCGAAGCGCGUCGUCCUUCCAAGUUUACUUCUCACGUUUCGUCAUGGCAUGACAGCAGCACUUCCAAAUAUGGCUGUUACACGGCUAGCACGUGGCUCCUUGUCUUUUUGUUUUUUUUUGUCCAGUUCUUAUUUUUUUUCUUAUUUUUUCCUGUAAUAUGUACAUGUGAUACAGUCCUCUGUGGGCACGGCCUCAUUGCUACCCUCUCUCGUGCUCCCUCUACGGGACUAGGUGAGCAGUUGCCUCUGGUGAUGCAAAACUUACAUAAAAGUCCGCUUGUCCGUGUGUGUGUGUCUGUGAGAGAACUGCAUAGUGACUGAAAAUGCUGAAAAGCAUCAAAGAUGCACUCUUAAGUAUGGCUAGAGCACUCCUCUCAUUUUUUUUUUUUUCGUUUUUGUAUGGGUAUGCCUGUUUGUAGUGGUGCUGCUAUUGCCAACCUGUACAUUGCAGCUGAGCUUGCAGUGCUGAUAGCUGCGUUGUUGUCAGAGGAUGGCCAACCUCCUCCUGUGUGAUUGUUCGACAAGCAUCGCUACUCUCGUCGCAGUCUUGCUUUGCUCGUCCUAACAGUUUUGCAUCACCGGCACAGUGUGCCCUGCAGUGGGGAUCUUGCAGUGCGGUGCAAAUCUACAGCAGAGACUUGCAGCGCGUAUCUCUUAAGCGAAACGCGUUGUGCGCGUGUAUACAUUUAUUGAAUCAAUCUUCACAUUACAUUAAUGAGAUGUGGCUGUCCAUUAUUCUUAUUUUUUCCCUUUGUAUUCAUUGACAUCUUUACACAUUGCAACAUUUUGGAGUAGCCACUCUCGUUUCGCAAUUUGUUUCUUAUACUGACUUUUUAAAUGAAUGUUCCCAAUUGAGAUUGCAAGUAAGGAGCGUUCUUUCACAAGAUCAAGAAAGUGCUGAUGUGACAGUGCACAGGGCGCGCAGGGUUUGUAGUAUCAUCUACUCUCACGUACAACCACUCUGUGGAUAUUACGCUACAGUCACGUUGGAGCCUUGCCGAGUUAAUUGUUGCAAGGUGAUACUUGCUUCGUGGUGCACGGCGGGCGUUUCAAGCCAGCCUGUCCCAGCAGCACUUUGGUCUUUAUGUUCUCAUGCAGGAGUAGUAAAUGGUUUUUAAGCGAACACCAUUCUUAUUUUAUAUAGCUGUAUGCAAAGAAGCAUUGGAGGUACACAAUUAUGCUUUGACUGUCGAUACCUUUUUCUUUUUUUGAGUCAGCGCAACCUCCUUUCACUUUUUUUUUUUCUUUUUAUACAUUCCACAUUGGCUUUGCGCGUUUCCCUCGCAUGUGUGAAAUGCGUGGCUCAGUGACUUAAGUGCGUGCUUAGGUCUCAUGAAAUGGGCUGCGCCUCCAAAACUGUUAAUGUUGUUGUUGUUGUUGAGGCUCAGCCAUUUUUCUUUUUGGACUCGAGUACGUGUGUCACGUUCGAUGGGAGAGAGUCUAGCCCCCGAAUUUCGGAACCUGCUCAAUUCUCUGCUCUUGUUUUUCUCUGUCAAGUGUGAUAACAAGCCCCUCUUUGACUAUGCUUGCUCAGUGGGCUUGCUUAACACACUUAGGUGUACCUCUACAUUCUUUGCAAACCUCAGCGUGCUCCCUGAAAUCUUUGGUGGGCGAGAGUUGCUUGGAUGACGUCCUUUCCACUCCAGCAGAUAGUCCUGUAGAUACUGGAACUGGCUGGUUGCGAAAUUUCAGUUGCGGAGUUUCCGAGGUGCAUUACCAGAGUGCGGUGACCACAUAAAUCAAGAGGUGGCAUUGGCCUCCAUUUGGUUAGUCUGCAGAGAGCUUUGAAUUGAGCUGUGCUCGUGAGUGUUCUGGGGGUGAGUGUCUGAAGUGCGUUUACAACACUACGGUGCACUAUCCUAGCCUGUUUUUCUUUUUCUUGGUCUUGCACUAUUUCUUUUUUUUCUUUCUCGCGAGCAAAAAGGUAGGUGCCUCAUCGGCCCCUUUCUUACUUUUCAUGUAUGAACAAAAAAGAACGUUCCACAGUGACCAGACCCACGGAUGUGUGUAUUGUCUGAGCAUUGUCGUCUGCCGAGUGGUGUUGUCUGCAGUGUGUGAAGCAUUCUAGUCUUUCUUCCUCUUUUUUUUUUAAUUACUAAGGGGUGUGAAAAUGAAGCAGUUGCAUCUUAUUUAUUUUUAAUUGUAGCGGGGAAUUUAACAAAAUUGGCAUGUACUUCCCAUAAGCGUGCAGAUUUACGCAUUGUGCGUGGUCUGGCUUUCCAUCAGUCCAUGGUGCUUGAAAUGUGGUGUUUCACUCACGUUUUAUGUGGAGAGAUACUGACUCUUCUUCUUUCCUGUGCCUUUUGGUGGUUGCAGAAGGGCAGUCGUUUCACUUAUAUUUAUAAAACCAAGUUUCCCCCUUUGUUUUAUUAACAAUGCUCACCAGCUGAAGUAAGUAGUGAAGGUUCACAUGGGCCCCUGUUCUUACUGUCUUAAUGCUUCACAAUUUUUUUUUUCGAAGUUGUUGUCAUUGUGGGCAUUAAGGCUCUACCUUCUCUUUAACCUGGCUGCCUUCCACGAAACUCAGUCUGUGGCAAACAUGCAUUUCCGUAGAGAUGAGAGAGAGAAAUGAAAAAAAAAAAAAGAGGAACCAGUUUGAUCUUGUGAUCCUAGUGAACAUUCGUGUGAUAGUGUGCUGUUACCACUAGGAAGGAUUACACAGAUGUGUGUGGAGACAUGGAACAUUCACACCCACAUCACUGCUCUGGAACAAGUUGUAAAGGAGAAUUGUACAGUAAGACCAAUAAAUAUGAAAUGUGUUGUCUUGUGGUA
This is a messenger RNA of Dermacentor silvarum, 7494 nucleotides long. RefSeq names its product NPC intracellular cholesterol transporter 1-like. Lineage: Eukaryota; Metazoa; Arthropoda; Arachnida; Ixodida; Ixodidae. Bases 284 to 4606 code for a protein of 1440 amino acids. Gene Ontology annotation, molecular function: lipid carrier activity. The transcript has 27 exons. The record is from RefSeq and is a predicted model, not a curated record. Gene Ontology annotation, cellular component: membrane.